AGAAAACAAAAUAUUUAUUAAGUAAACAAUAAGGAACUCUGGGAGAGUGUGACCUGAAGGUCCCAAAGAACUCUAUCCCUGAUGAUCUGGUUAUUAUUUGAUUUAUGUCAAAUAAUAACUGCCCUUGUUUUGACCUAAGAGAGGAUUGUCUGGGAAGUUUGUCUCUGAGAUAGAGCUGAAGCGUUGCUCUGCAGAGUGUCUGGAGCCUAAGUGUAUGCAGAGUGCCCCCCUCUCCGCUCCUUGAUAAAUAGGGAAAAGGUCCAAUUUGCUCCAGCUGGAAAUUUGAAGUCCUUGUUAAAUCUAUCUAUACUUGUUCUGCGAGGAAAAGGACAAUCUCUAGUAAUAUCAUUUAACUGCUCUAUUUCAGCAUUCACUGAUGAGUAAGUGAGAAUUGGACCAGAGAAUGGCAAAUACUUAUGUUACUACAUCUGAUGGGUACUGUCUUGCUGAACCAGUGCAGUACUAUGAUAUUCUGCCAGAGCAAAUCAGUUAUCAGCUGUACGACACUGAUUUUCAAGAAUCGCCUUUUUGCCAGUAUUCUACCGUCCAGUUGCCAACAGCUCUACAGUCCCAAUCUUUACAAAGUCAUUUCAACACUUGCAGCUUGGAUCCACAGUUCAGUGGUGGAGAAUGUGGACUUGUUUCCUGUGAAUUAAAUAAACCCACUUAUGUGGUUGACCAUGAUGUUGAAGAUGGAUACUCUGGAAUAAAAAGGUCCAGACUAACUCAUUCUUCUAUGCGAAUUAAGAGACAGGAAGACCUCUGUGUAGUUUGUGGUGAUAAAGCAUCAGGAUAUCAUUAUAAUGCACUUACUUGUGAAGGUUGCAAAGGUUUUUUUCGACGUAGCAUCACCAAAAAUGCAGUAUAUCAUUGCAAGAAUGGUGGCCACUGUGAAAUGGACAUGUACAUGCGUAGGAAAUGUCAAGAGUGCAGACUAAAAAAGUGUAAGGCAGUAGGAAUGUUGGCAGAAUGUUUGCUCACAGAAAUCCAAUGCAAAUCAAAGAGACUUCGAAAGAAUUUUAAGCAGAAGAAUAGUUUUUCCUCUAGCAUCAAAGUGGAAGAGGAAGUAGACAACAAGCUUGUAUCAUCCACCACUAGAUCUGGAAAAAUUAAGGAGAGCAUGGAACUAACUCACGAGGAACAUCAGCUCAUUAAGGACAUUGUGGCUGCUCAUCAAAAAUACACAAGUCCUUUAGAGGAAACAAAGAUGUUUCUCCAGAAAUAUGCAAAUCCUGAGCUGAGCUUUUUGCAACUCUCGGAGACCAUGGUCCUACACCUACAGGGGUUAGUGGAUUUUACCAAGGGACUCCCAGGAUUUGAAAAUUUGACAACUGAGGACCAGACUGCAUUACGUAAAGGAUCAAAAACUGAAGUGAUGUUUCUUCACGGGGCCCAACUUUACAGCCUGAAAGAAUGUCUUUCGUCAGCUUCUGAAAGUACUAUGAGAAUAUCAGAUCAUUCAGAUCACUCACUGAAUUGUCACAAUCAGAGUGUUAAUAGAAGUGUUAUUUAUUCUAUGGAAACCUUUUGCAACGAAGACUGUCCUCCUACUACACUGACUGGUAUUGCUGAAGAAUUUAUUAACACAUUGUUUUACUUCUACAGAAGAAUGAGUGAGCUUAAUAUUACUAAUACUGAAUAUGCUCUGCUUGCAGCAACAACUGUGUUUUUUUCAGAUCGUCCAUGCCUUAAAAAUAAGCAAUAUGUGGAAAAUUUACAAGAACCAGUUUUACAGAUUUUAUACAAAUAUUCAAAAAUUUAUCAUCCAGAAGACCUACAGCAUUUUGCUCGUCUCAUAGGGAGGCUCACAGAACUGAGGACACUGAAUCACAACUACUCAGAAAUACUUAGCACUUGGAAAGCAAAGGACCCCAAAUUGGCUAGUUUACUCUCAGAGAAAUGGAAUUUGUAUUCACAUUGCUGAAAUUUUAGAAUGUGGUUGUGGUUUGUCUUAAAACUUUCAAAAUCUAGAUUGUUUAUCAUUAUAGGAUGACUGCUUUGAAAAACAUAAACAGGAUUGCUAGGUUACCAAUGUAUCAGCAUAAAAUGGGACAUUAUCAGUGCUUAUCAAAUUUUGUGGGAUAUAGGACCACCACUAGAGGGACAUCCAGGAUUCUUUUCCAGAUUUGACUCAAAAGAAGCAAGGAUUAUUGUUUGCAUGGUUCCUUCUAAAGGGAAAAAUGCUAAAUAGAGUUCUUUCCUGAAGAUGCUCUACUUUUUCCCUUUAGUAGAAAACUGAACGAAAAUAUGUAGAUUACUUAUAGACAUGAGAAAGGGUAUCUAGUGGAAACAAUUGUAAUCAGAAUAAAGACAGUUUGUGAACCUCAUUAAUUAGGCCACAUUGAUGGAUAAAGAACUAACAUUUUAAACUUAUUCCUGUUAUGGCAUUUUAUGAAUUAUUAAAGAGGAACAAAACUUUGUUCAACUCUUACCUUUUCUUAAUGUUUUCUAAAAAGAAAUCUUUUAUAAGUCUAAAUUAAAAAAAAUUGUGAUGGUAAAAUAUUGAAAAAAGUUAAAAUGACAAAUCAUUAAAAUGGUUUAAAAAAAUUUU
This is a messenger RNA of Acinonyx jubatus (cheetah), 2551 nucleotides long. Its product is annotated as bile acid receptor-like. Gene Ontology annotation, biological process: negative regulation of transcription by RNA polymerase II; negative regulation of inflammatory response; positive regulation of transcription by RNA polymerase II. The transcript is spliced from 11 exons. Gene Ontology annotation, molecular function: RNA polymerase II cis-regulatory region sequence-specific DNA binding; ecdysone binding; zinc ion binding. Gene Ontology annotation, cellular component: nucleus. The coding region runs from base 404 to 1924 and encodes 506 amino acids. The record is from RefSeq and is a predicted model, not a curated record. Lineage: Eukaryota; Metazoa; Chordata; Mammalia; Carnivora; Felidae.